AUGGCAAGCAGGAAUGGUGACCUAUCGGGAAACCAGGCUGCAACAACGGAGAAUCCGCUCGACUAUUCAGAUCUCCUCCACACGCCUUAUAUGGACGCGUUCGCGUUCUCGGAACGAGAACAGCUCGCCUUAGAUCUCUACGAUCAGCUCGGCGAGCUGGAACUACAGCGGAGUUUGCUCGAGGCGCAAAACGAAGCGACGAAUUCAAAUGAUGUUUCGGAGCUCUCGGAACGUGACCUGCAAGAGCAGCUGACUGUCGCGGAGCGCGAGGCCAUGGAGGCGAAGGCAGAGUAUGAGUUGCGCAACCGCAUCACGCGGAAUGUGCUGGCUAUGGAUCCGGUCUUGAAGGCUGUCCAUGGAGGGGAGAGCACGGAUUACGCGGAGAAACGCAUGCUCCCUUUGAUCGCGGAAAAUGAUGUUGUAUCUAUGGUUCAUGGGCACCUUACAUCCAAACUUGUGGAUUUGAACAAGAAGCUACGUGCUGCCGAACAAGGCAACAUCACUGCCAACGAGAGAAAUCGUGCACUCGCGAACGAACUACUUGCUCUUGCUGAGCGGAUGAAGGCGCAGAACACCGAAGAUAUUGAGGAUCCACAGCUGCGAGAGAAGGUGAGGGCAAUGGAGAGAGAAGUCAAAGCAUCUAAGAGGAGAAUGCGGAAUUUGAAGGGCAUCCUCUCGGGAAUGAUUGUUGGAAGUGGCAUCAAUUGGGCGGAAGACGAGGUGUUGCGCGAAUUGGUGAUGGACGACGAGGAUGAUGGGUGA
This is a messenger RNA of Westerdykella ornata, 762 nucleotides long. RefSeq lists its product as uncharacterized. Gene Ontology annotation, biological process: kinetochore assembly. The record is from RefSeq and is a predicted model, not a curated record. Lineage: Eukaryota; Fungi; Ascomycota; Dothideomycetes; Pleosporales; Sporormiaceae. The transcript has 3 exons. The coding region runs from base 1 to 762 and encodes 253 amino acids. Gene Ontology annotation, cellular component: kinetochore.